UGCCGUCAGGCGGCAGUCGCGGCGUUUCCAACGAAAGGACAUCGAUAAAAGCUGGGGCAUUGCAGCUGCGGCAGCUAUCGCAUCCUUCUUCAACAUGGCGACGCAGAUAAACUCAGGCUUCUACUUCGUCGCCAUCAUGGACACUUUCGCCGUCGACUUCACGGAUGCUUCCUGGCCAGGGAGCGUAUUCACAAUAAUGAUAUACUCAGGAAGCUUCGUCGUGGUACUGCUCCAAAAGUUCCUCACCGUGCACCAGAUAACCCUUUUCGGCAGCCUGUUGCUCUGGGUGCCGUUGAUUGGUGCAGCCUUCGCUCCCAACAUCACGUGCAUGACACUUACCCUCGGUGCUCUACAUGCUGAAGUUGGCUCUCGGCUGAGGACAGAUAUCCUGUCGGUGUCCGAUGGCGCCGCAGGUUCUGCAGUAUUGGACGGAUUUUCUAUGGGGCUUGCAUCUGUAGUCACCACUCUGGAAACCAACACCAAGAAAAUAAAGCUCCCGGGCUACAACACUAUGGCACACACUGCCCGCACCGCAAUUCUUGUCAAGAAGACACUAACCGCUCAGCCUCACGAAAUUGAAGACACUGAAAUUGAACACACCAUAGUAGAGGUGUUGCCGACUCGCAAGAAUCAACAGAGCCUAUACCUGGCCAAUCUUUACAGCCCGCCGCGGGAGCAGCUACUUCACUACGACCACUUCGUCCGGGAUCUUCGGAAGAACGUUAACGGCAACCGGCUUGUUGUGUUUCAGCGAGCCGUGGACAUGACUGUUUGCGAUCAUAUGCCUGCUAAAAUCGCAAUCGUAGUUUUAACCGAUCACGAUGGCGGCUCAGCUCUCGCUUUCCGUGCGACUCUUACAGGAGCGGGCGCUGGGAUUGUCCUGGUGAGCCUGAUGGUCGUCCUAGGCAUGCACUUCGACAAGUAUCUGGGUGCAGCCAGCGGCGUCCGGGACGCGGGAACCACAGUGUGCGCCUUCACAUUUCCUUCGCUGCUCUCCUUUCUGAGCGAGAAGUACGGCCUUCGCGGAACCCUCUUCAUUUACAGUGCUCUGGCCAUGCACGUCAUGGCUGUGGCGUUUUGGCUUUGGAUGCGAGCGCGAGUGGAAAAAAAGAAUGAAGCUUAUCGAAGGGCAUCGUUCAAGAUCGCCGCUCGUCAAUCGUGCAUUUCACAAUGGACCCUCGGUACUCAUCGAGCGGACUCCGUAACUUCUGCGAGUGACAUUCAUAAAGACAAAGGCGUUGAAGCUCCAAAGCACAGUCUGGAACGAGCAAUUCUACCACCCUACACGCUACCACCGACAAUUCUUGAAGACAUAGAGGAUGAAGAAGAGCCAAUGCCUUUCCUUGAAAAAUUUUCUAUCUUGAAGGCGCCAAGCUUCUACGUAGUCGUGAUCGGCGCAGUGGUCGAGAUAUACGGCUACAACGCCUUCCUAGAGACAAUCAACAGCUACGCAGUUGAUAAGGGGGCUCCACAGUCUGACGCCGACAUGGCGGUUACCUACGCCACCGUGCUGGAAGUUAUUGGCUACGUCGCGCUUCCCCUCGUAGCCGAUAUGGGCUUCGUGGGCCGCGCGACCAUGGCAGCCACGUGCUUUGCGCUCACGGCGCUCUUCUACGGUAUGGUGCCGCAUGCCGGGUGGUCGGUGCCGUACUUGGCCGUUGACGCCAUCCUCGUGAUGUUCGUAGCCACGACAAGCUCGCUACGCUGCUCGAUAAUGACGGAGUUCUUCGGUGCCGACCAAGUUCCGGUGUGCAUGGCAGCGUCUGGUUUGCUUCUUAUCCCUGUGCAACUGUGCAGCCCAUCAGUCAUUGGGUACUUCCGUGACGAUCUGGGCUCGUACGACGGCAUGUACCAGCUUCUAGCAGCACUCAAUCUCCUAGCGGCCUUGCUAUACGCACCGCUAGCCAUACAUGUGUCUUGCAAGAAGGAAACGGCCGACGACGAGACGCUGCAAAAGGAAAUUGAGUCGACAAGAAUGUAGUACACGCAGCUUGAACAAAAGACAAGAAACGCG
Molecule: messenger RNA, 2014 nt
Organism: Dermacentor andersoni
Lineage: Eukaryota; Metazoa; Arthropoda; Arachnida; Ixodida; Ixodidae
Source: RefSeq, a predicted model, not a curated record